This is a messenger RNA of Prosopis cineraria, 1707 nucleotides long. RefSeq lists its product as uncharacterized. The record is from RefSeq and is a predicted model, not a curated record. NCBI's taxonomy places the organism in Eukaryota, Viridiplantae, Streptophyta, Magnoliopsida, Fabales, Fabaceae. The transcript has 8 exons. The coding region runs from base 304 to 1056 and encodes 250 amino acids. Gene Ontology annotation, molecular function: RNA binding.
CGAAAAGACCGCGACUUACAAAGCCCUGCUCUUCAGGCAGAUUGCUCUGGUUUGCGUAGAUAAGGGAGCAACACCCCACGCGAGACUUUCGGGGCCUAAAUUCAAAUAAAAAGCCUUAUCCCCAGAGCUUACCACCGAGGCAGAAAUUAGAGGGAGCGAGUGGCACUCUUCACCCAAACUUCAUAGAUUUGAUCCCCUCUCCAACAAUAAUAUGAAUUUUGGUUUUCUCACGCUUCUCCGAUAUUGAACUUGUUCAUUGAUGCUUUAUUUCUGACUUUCCCCCUUUUUUGGCCUUGAUAAUAGAUGGAUAGGUAUCAAAGGGUGGAGAAGCCAAAGGCAGAGACCCCUAUAAAUGAGAACGAGAUUCGCAUUACUUCUCAAGGCAGGAUGAGGAACUAUAUUACCUAUGCCACCACUCUCCUCCAGGAGAAAGGAUCUGUGGAGAUCGUUCUUAAAGCAAUGGGUAGAGCUAUCAAUAAGACUGUAAUGAUCGCUGAAUUGAUUAAGAGAAGGGUUGUUGGUCUGCAUCAAAAUAUUGCUAUUGGAUCAACUGAUAUAACGGAUAUGUGGGAGCCGCUAGAAGAAGGACUUCUUCCUUUGGAGACUACUCGACACGUUUCAAUGAUCACAAUUACUUUGUCAAAGAAAGAACUAGACAAGUCCUCUAUAGGAUACCAGCCUCCUCUCCCAGCUGAUCAAGUAAAACUUUUAAUUGAAUAUGAAGAGGAAGGAGAAGGCACACCAGUAAUGCGAGGAAGAGGACGUGGUCAUGGAAGGGGCAGGCGUAGAGGAAAUUAUAAUGGGGGUAUGGAUUAUAAUGGAGAUGGUUGGGAUGGUGGACGUGGCUAUGGUGGUAGAGGGCGUGGUCGUGCAAGGGGUCGCACUCUCCUCCGGGGUAGAGGACGGGGCUACGGUGGACGAUCAAUUGGUUAUUAUGAUUAUGGUGAAUAUGAUGCACUGCCUCCCCAACGUGGCCGUGGUCGUGGAAGGGGAAGGGGCCUUGGACGUGGUAGCAAGUUGAGAUCAGAUGGAGCCGGCAGGGGACCAGCCGCUUAAUUAAGCUGAGUCGGGUUGCCAUUAUGUAGAUGUCAAGUUUGAAGAUGGUUGUCCUCUUUGCUUUGUUCCUCUUGAGGUCUGCUUAUGUUCACGUAUAAUUUGGAGUGUAAAGUGUUGCAGCCAUCGUCCUCGGUCCUUGCAGUUUUGUCGUCUGAGUUUCUUAUCUUUUGUAAUGUCUCAGGUUUUAGUGACGAAGUUCUGUAGGUUGUUGUUAGGUAUAAUUUCUGUGUUUUCUUAGCAAUUUUUUCAUAUCAAAAUUGUAUAAUUUUUUUUUUUAAUCAAUAGAGAGUAUAGCAGUGAAUUCUUUUCAUAACUGAUUCAUGGAUGUUGACGUGAUGACUCAGCCCCUUGUCGAACCACCUCCCCGCAGAGUCUGAUGUUCUUUGGCGUUAUACUGUCGAUUGAGCUCUGGUAAUUGAAUCUCUGCCAUGCUAAGCUUGCGAGGAUGAAGCACCCAUUUGGAGUGUAGCCUGCAUUUAACCGUGGUUGUACAUCAACAUUUUUAACCAUCCCCAUUCCAUCUUUAUGGUUUGAAUUGACCUCGAAUGCUUUGACGGUGCUCGAUGACAGUACCUUGUUCAAAGGAACGAAGCAGCUCAUCAUUUUUUCCGUUCACAUUAUGAAUCGGCGCAAAAGGAUUUCUUUCUCGAA